Messenger RNA from Aphanomyces astaci, 636 nucleotides. RefSeq lists its product as hypothetical. The record is from RefSeq and is a predicted model, not a curated record. Lineage: Eukaryota; Oomycota; Saprolegniomycetes; Saprolegniales; Verrucalvaceae. The transcript is spliced from 4 exons. Bases 1 to 636 code for a protein of 211 amino acids.
AUGGAAGACUCCCCGAUUGGGAACGACCGUGCCCUGAACAGCUCCCUGGCAGCGACCACGAUGAAGAACGCGAAGACGGAUCCCGUUCGGAUCGCUCCGCAACCGGUGGCAGUGGACGAGUCAUGCACGAGCGGACGGCCGAACGGUCCAGCGCCUGACAGCAUGGCGCCUACGGAUGUCCCGGCCACGGAAAAGGAAGACGUGGACAUGGGCCAGACGGACGUGUAUCUGUACAACGCUCCGGCCCUCCCGAAACAUCCUACGUUCAAGGGACCAAGGAGGAACGCCCCAGACAACGGCCCUUACCGUGGGGCUAAACCGUUCGUCAUGUCGGUGAAUGUAUGCAUCGAUCCAGAUAGCAAGCACCGUAUUGCUGAGUGGGAUAUCGGUAAGGACCCGUGUGGCGUCGACCCACGGGCGCUGGACACGCUCAAGAAACGGAUCAAGGCGGCUGUUGUGUUUGUCAUGUCCGUACAUGAUGCCGACUCACGUAUUGGGAAUAUGUUGGAUGGACUGGCAGCCGCCAUCCGUCGCGACCGUCGGGAAUGGGUGAUCAAGGAAGAAAGCCCAGCGAUCGUCAAGAUCAUUACGGCCGCGGUCAAGCCAGUGUCGCUCCAUCGUGCCGUGACUGAGUAG